This is a messenger RNA of Suricata suricatta (meerkat), 927 nucleotides long. RefSeq names its product olfactory receptor 5M1-like. Gene Ontology annotation, cellular component: membrane. Gene Ontology annotation, biological process: sensory perception of smell; G protein-coupled receptor signaling pathway. Gene Ontology annotation, molecular function: odorant binding; olfactory receptor activity; G protein-coupled receptor activity. Bases 1 to 927 code for a protein of 308 amino acids. Lineage: Eukaryota; Metazoa; Chordata; Mammalia; Carnivora; Herpestidae. The record is from RefSeq and is a predicted model, not a curated record. The transcript is spliced from 4 exons.
AUGGACACACUUCCCCAACAAAAUGGCACUGAGGCAACUGAGUUCAUCCUUCUGGGACUGACCAGCCAACCAGGGCUGCAGCUCAUCCUUUUUGUGGUGUUUCUCCUGAUUUACAUCAUCACCUUGACAGGGAACUUUGGAUUGAUUGCAUUAAUCAGGCUCACUCCACGACUGCAAACCCCCAUGUACUUUUUCCUCACCCAUUUAGCUUGUGUGGAUAUAUUUUAUUCUACUAAUGUCACUCCUCAGAUGCUUAGAAAUUUCCUAUCAGAGAGGAAAACCAUUUCCUACAUGGGGUGUCUGGCCCAGUGUUUUAUUUUUGUGACUCUACUUCUUACAGAGUAUUACAUGCUGGGCGCCAUGGCCUAUGACAGGUACAUGGCCAUCUGCCAUCCCCUACACUACAACAGGAGAAUGUCCACGUCCCUUUGCAUCUGCCUCGUCACUGUCCCCUACCUCUGGGGUUCUAUUGUGGGCACAAAGCAGGUGAUAUUGACCUCUCACUUGUCCUUUUGCGGGCCCAACAUCAUCAAUCAUUUUUACUGUGCAGACCCACCCCUCCUGAUGCUGACAUGUUCAGACACUUACAUAAAGCAGACAGCCCUGUUUGUGUCUGUGGGGAUUAAUCUCACAGUUUCCCUACUCAUCAUCCUUAUCUCCUACACUUUAAUUUUCAUCACCAUUAUGAGGAUCCCUUCCAGCAAAGGCCAGUACAAAGCCUUCUCCACCUGUGGCUCCCACCUGACUGCUGUCGCCAUGUUUUAUGGGUCCCUAUUCUGCAUGCAGUCCUCACCUGGAAGCGCUGUGGUGACUGUGACCCAUAUGAAACAGGACACAUUUGCUUUCAGUAUAAGUUUCAGUGAGCAGGGUACCGUGCAAAUAAACAUGUUUGAUAAUAUCGGCCUUGCUCAAUCAACUGAGAUGUAA